Molecule: messenger RNA, 1001 nt
Organism: Lactuca virosa
Lineage: Eukaryota; Viridiplantae; Streptophyta; Magnoliopsida; Asterales; Asteraceae
Source: the annotation of a GenBank genome assembly
GAGUCGGAGACUUGAGUCUAUUUGGGGUCCAAACCCUCAAAACAAACCCUCUCCUCGACUCAAAGCGAAGAGACGAAAAACCGCCACCACCCACGCCGUCUGCAACAACCGGCAACAACUACUCCGUAUACAGGCAAGUCGGAGAGCUAAUGGAACAGAGAUUGGCUAAUACGUUAAACACUGACGGUGAAUGAAGAAAUUCAUCGAGUCUGCAUUACUAUCUGACCUUAGAGUUGACGGUAGGCGUCCUUUCGAUUAUAGAAAACUACUAUCAUCUUCGGAAGAAAUCUGGUUGAUGCUGUCCAAUAGUGCUGCAUUGGCUGCCUUAAUCACAUUUAGAAGGCCUGAAUGUACAAUUGGAGGUGAAAUGAUCAAGAAGUCAUUGUACAUCCACCAGAGGUGCGGGGAGCCACUUCCACUAAUAAUCCACCAUCUUCCAGUGGCAGUAACAUUUGGGUUUUAUGGUAAAGAAAACAUUGUGGUAAUUGACCCAACUCACCAUGAAGAGGGGUUGAUGGGAGGAUCAAUGACUGCAACACUGAACACAAAUGGUGAAGUGUGUGCCAUUCAAAAAGCUGGUGGUGAAGGCGUCUUACAAAGUGUCAUCAUGCAGUGUUUUACGCAUUGCUUCUGUUAAAGCUGCUGAUAUCACAAGCAAAAUAAAAAUGCUGUUGAAUCGUUAAUACAGAAAGAUCACUAAGGAAAAUCAACGACAUAAUCCUUCUCUCACUGCUGUGAAGAACAAAUAACACAAUGAAGUUUUUAAAAGAAACUGAAUUUAGUCCAAUAACACAUUUUGUACGGAUGUUAAAAACGGAUCAGUAGAGGAUUUUCAGAUUAGAUUAUUGCUAAGUGUUAUAUGAUUAUUUUUGGACUUCAUUUAUGGUGUGUAGUGUGUUGUAUGUAAUUACAAGCCUUCAUUGUCAUGGCAAAAUUUAGUUGAUACAUUUUUCAUGUAAGAACUUGUGCCCAUAUUUCGUGUGAGAUAUUUUUUGAGCGGA